Ambispora leptoticha is the source of this 1659-nucleotide messenger RNA. The record is from the annotation of a GenBank genome assembly. NCBI's taxonomy places the organism in Eukaryota, Fungi, Glomeromycota, Glomeromycetes, Archaeosporales, Ambisporaceae.
AUGGCAACCGUUACAAACGAAAACCGAGAUUUUGGAGAUUUUGUAGCAGCGGAAGGACAAUAUCCUCUCAAAGAAGCUAUAUUGUUAGAAGGGGUUCCGCCCAACUUAACAAAUGGAACGUCGAUUUCCUUAGUCUCUGUAAAAUACAAAGAAUAUAACUCACAUCAAAACUCUUCGAGCGGCGAGAGUGUUUCAAUAUCUGCAACAGAACAUGUCGGUGAAAAUGUUCCUAACGUUCGACCGUUUUCUUCCUCGGAAACCCUAGUUGAAGACUCCACAGACGAUACAACUGACAAUGAGAAACUCCAAGCGCCGCAACUACAACAAACACAGGAGCCGCCACUUUCACCUACUAUACAAAAAGAACCGUUAUCACCCGAUGGUUCUCUUUCAAUUCUUGGCUCACCGACACAGACAUCCCCGAGUCUGAAAACGCCGCUAAAUAGUGGUAAUGGAGUGGUACCAACUGCUAUAGAGGGGAAGGAUGAAGGUCCUUUUACUUUUUUCAAUUCUGGGAAAGCUAAAAAGAAAAAACAAAAUAUCACAAAAACUAGCUCUUCGUUUGUGGCGAAAAUCGUUAUACACGAUAAUUUGGCGAAAAUUUUGGCGAAUCGACAGAAUGAAGAAACAUAUUUGUUUUACAAUAUUGGACGUACUUUUUGUUGGACAGAUUUGAUUAAUUAUCCAAAGGAACCUUUAACGAGUGUUACUUUCACAAAGGCUUUCCCAGUGUGUCAUGAUGUAAACCUUCUUACAAGAUCUUGUGAGCAUUUAGAUGUAAUAAUUGGGUUCUCUACGGGGGACGGCAUAAUAAAUAAUUCACCCGUUACCAUGGUAAAAUGGAUGCCAGGCUCCGAGAAUUUAUUCAUGGCAUCAUACCAGGACGGAUCGAUUGUUCUCUAUGAUAAAGAGAAAGACGAUCAAAGUUUUACAUUAAACGUGGGUCCGGAUGACGAUGGUUUUCGAGUUACACGCCCAUCGAAAACCACAAAGCAUAAUCCUACAUCGCAUUGGCAGGUAUCAAAAAAAACUGUCACAGCUUUUGCGUUUUCUCCCGAUUUACAGCAUGUGGCAGUUGUUUCAAUUGACGGAUGUCUAAGAAUAGUAGAUUUUAUUCAAGAAAAGCUUUACGAUACUUAUACAAGCUAUUUUGGUGGGCUAUUAUGCGUAUGUUGGAGUCCCGACGGAAAAUAUGUUCUCACUGGGGGCCAAGAUGACUUGGUUACAAUAUGGUCUUUUCGUGACCAACGGAUAGUUGCUCGGUGUCAGGGCCAUCAAUCCUGGGUGACCGGAGUAGCGUUUGAUCCGUGGCGAUGUGACGAACAAAAUUAUCGUUUCGGCUCGGUUGCAGAAGAUACUAAAUUAUUAUUAUGGGAUUUCAGCGUUAAUGCUUUACAUAAACCAAAAAGCUCGAAUUCUCAUAGACGAGCGAGUUUAGCAUCACAAUCUGCAGUCACAACUGCAAGUUUGCGACGGAAUCUCGUUGAACCAAAAAAUACAAUACAUCCAUGUUUGCCUAGAUCACAAGUUGCCAUUCUACAACCUGUAAUGAGUAAAUCUAUAGAUCCGGAUCCUUUAUGUUCAAUUACAUUCCGCGAAGAUUCAAUAAUAACUACUUGUCGGAAAGGUCAUAUAAAGAUAUGGGGGAGACCUACUUGA